AUGCUUAAUCGGUUUUCUACUUUUUCACUCUGACAUUGAACUCGAGAGAAAAGGGAUUUGAUUUUUUUAUUCUCUUUUAUAAUAUGGGCUCGGAGACGGGUUCAUCGCCGUCGUCUGCUCCGGCGAUCGCAACAGCAGCAGCGGCAUCGUCAUCAUCAGCAACAUCGUCCCCAACUGGUACUGGUAAGAGAAAUAGAGACCCAGAAGACGAGGUUUAUGUCGAUAAUCUUCACUCUCACAAACGUUAUCUUAGUGAGAUAAUGGCAUCAAGUUUAAAUGGAUUGACAGUGGGAGACACCCUACCAGAUAAUAUAGUGGAUUCUCCAUCAAGAUCCGAAAGCAUGCUCUAUAUCAGGGACGAGCUGUCCUUUCAAUAUUCACCAAUGUCAGAAGAUUCAGAUGAUUCACGGUGUUAUGAGGCUUUGACGAACACCAGCUCACCCCAACGUGAGAGUGCACCAACUAGUCCAGUCUCACCCUACCGAUAUCACAGACCAAUGAAUGGGUUCUCAUCAUGCCCUCCCUCCACGUCAUAUCCGUCACAUUCCUGCAACUUCCCUCCUGCCACAUCCUCCCAGCCUCGUCAACGAGGCUCUGAUUCUGAGGGUCGAUUUCCAUCAUCACCCAGUGACAUAUGCCACUCUGCUGACUUAAGGAGAGCUGCACUUUUGCGGUCUGUGCAAAUGAGGACUCAACCUCCUGGACCAUCAUCAUUUGAAUUGCAUUUUACUCCAGGCCAGGAGCCUAAUCAUAUGGAGACUGAGGACCGGCCUUGUUCCUACAUGAAGUCUUUAGUUGACGAGAGAGAAUAUAAGAUUGAACAAUGCUCGUCAAUGAGUGUAUCAGCACCCGAAAAUGGGGAAGAUCCCUGUAGUAUUUUGAAUAUGGGACCAAAAGAAGAUGAAUCUGUAGAUUAAACACAGAACAUGUCAUUGUCAGUUACUGCUAUACUUUCGAGGAUCGAUUGAGCCCUUCAUGCUCAAAGGUAACGACUUCAGAAAACAGUCCUGUUCUAUGACCACCCUCUGUUUACACUAUUACCCGAUUCUGCCAUUGUUUUCCUUGUCUUGUUUCACUUUCCUGCCCCAUGCCUAUCCACUCUCAAAAAAACUUGUUUUGCAAUUAUAAAAACAUGUACAAAAGCACAAGUAUAGGAAAUCUAUGAGCAAUUGGCCAAAUAAAUAUACAUUCAUAGUGUGAUAUGAAUUAGGAUGAUAAGGCAUCAGAGAGGUUGAUUUAUUGUUUGUCGUUGAUCAUCAAGUAGAGAGACUUUAUUUCCAGUUCAAUCUUAAGCUCAGGAAAAGGUUGAAUAAUACAAAUCACAGAA
Messenger RNA from Solanum lycopersicum (tomato), 1327 nucleotides. RefSeq lists its product as uncharacterized. The record is from RefSeq and is a predicted model, not a curated record. NCBI's taxonomy places the organism in Eukaryota, Viridiplantae, Streptophyta, Magnoliopsida, Solanales, Solanaceae.